Messenger RNA from Symbiodinium necroappetens, 789 nucleotides. NCBI's taxonomy places the organism in Eukaryota, Dinophyceae, Suessiales, Symbiodiniaceae. The record is from the annotation of a GenBank genome assembly.
GUCCUCGCGGGUCGCUUGGCCUACCAGCUGGGGCUGCAGGGCCCUACAGCGACGGUAUCCACUGCCUGCUCCUCCUCUCUGGUUGCCCUGGAUAUGGGUGUGAGCAACAUCUUCCGGGGCAAGUCAGCAGCUUUGGCUGGCGGCGUGAAUCUGAUGCUGGGGCCUGAUGUCACGAUCAAUUGCUGCAAGAGCAAGAUGCUGUCACACUUCGGGCGAUGUCGCACCUUCGACGAAAGUGCCGAUGGAUAUGUUCGUGGGGAGGGGGUUGGAAUGUGUUACGUGGGUGUUGGCGACACGACACAAGGUGGUCUAGCGAGCCUUCCUGCGGCAGGUGUCAACCAAAAUGGAUCUGGCGUUGGCUUCCUGAGGCCCAACAGUGCAGCGCAGUCCCAGUUGAUUCACGGAUGCUUGUCUGACGCCAAGAUGGCUGCGAAGGCAGUUGACUUCAUCGAAUGUCAUGGCAGUGGGACAACGAUUGGUGAUGAGGCUGAAGUGGAUGGAUUGAAGCGUGUUUUCUCAGACAUUCGUGGCACUCCUUUGAUGCUGAGCACGGCAAAGUCUUCUUUUGGGCAUCUUGAAGCUGCAGCCGGCAUUCUCGGCCUCCAGCGUGCAGUCUUGGCAUUGCACUCCGCCUUCAUUCCUCGGCACAUCUGGCUUGGAAGGGUGAGUGAACUGAUUCAGAGGAAGCUGGAAGCAAAUUGGGCACAGUUGGUCUCAGAGCCAGUCUCUCUGCACCGUGAUGAAAGCCUCGCGUGUGGUGUCAGCAGCUUCGGCUUCAGUGGAACGAAC